AAAAUACAGUAUGUGUGCAACGCACGCGGCGCAGAACAUGACGUACACGGUAUAAACACGUGAUUUCGGUUAUUUGUGAAUUUUUUUGUAAAUAAUUAUUAAUUCGGGAUUUGAUGAAUUAAGUUUUAAAUUAACUAAGUUUUCAGUGUAAUAAAUCUUUGCAAUUGUGGACAAUAUCUGGGUCAAGGCAGCAGUGACGGCAGUGACCAACAUAUUUAACCUCCGGUCUCGAUGUUCGUAAAGGAUAAGCAAAAAAUAAAAAACACAUCAUUAGUUUUUUCUAUUGAUCAAUACAGUAAAACUAAUUUGAAAAUUAAUUUUGCUUAGCUGUAUUGUUACCACUGAAGGCAACAAUACAGACAAUUGUCACUCCUCAAUAAAAAUGGGGAAAAAUCACAGACAUCAGAAAAAUUUAAAGUUCGAAAAGGCGAAAGUUAAACUGAAGACGAAAAAAGGUAAAACCCUCCCCAAGGGACAGAAUAUCACUGAUACAAGUUUCAAAGUGAAGAAGAUUAUCGUCAGGGAGCAACUCAAGUCCCAUGAGCGCGAUGAAAUCGUCAGUCGUCGGAAGCUCAAUGUCAAGGAGUUAUUAAGUCGUCUCCAGCACCACAACUCGACAGUCCGCCAAGCAGCCAUACAGGAAUUAAAGGAAAUAUUGCAAUCAUAUCCUCCGGAACUACUGAGUGCCCACCUCAGCAUCCUUCUCCAGGGCAUCUCAUCCCUAGCCCUCGACAAGGAGAGAGACAUUCGAAAGGACACUCUCAAAGCUCUCUCUCUCCUCCUAGGGCCCCUCUCUACUUACCAGCUCGCCCCCUUUGCUGAAAUCCUCGUCUCCUAUCUUUGCUGUACAAUGACUCACAUCAACCCAUCUAUAAAAGAGGACUCCCUCAAUUUCCUUGACGUUCUCAUUCACUCUUGCCCCUCUCUCCUCUCAAAAAACACCCACAAAAUUCUCCCCAAUUUCCUCGACAUGAUAUCCACCCACAGUCACACCUCGAUCCCUCGACAGCUCACAACUACCUUAAACUCGCGGAAUACCACCAUCAAGUGGAGAAUCAAAGUUCUCCAGCGUCUCUCCAGUAUUUUUAUCUCAAUCAUCAACGACCUGAAGUCCAGGAAAAAUGAGGGAAUUAAGAGUGAAGCAAGGAGAAUCUUUGUCGACGAUAAAACUACUUUUCUUAAUUGUUCCCACGAAAAUAAUCUCGCCAUUUGGCAUAUCAGUGAUGACGAUAGAGUGGUGGGCUAUGGCGGAUUGAGAGAUGAAGAUUUCAAGUGUUAUGUCAAGUCCCUGAUGCCUUUAAUGAUGGAAAGUUGGAUUGAGGUGAGGCCGAAGGAUGUUGACGGCAAGCAAGGUAGUCUAUGGUCACAGGAGGCUGCUGAGAUGUUGGGCGUUGUUGUCAGAAUUUUGAUUAAUUUAUUGGAUAUCCUGGAGAUGUUUGAAGGGGAGGAGAUAAGUGGAUGGUUUAGGGUAGAGGUUCUCGAGGGGGUGGGUAAAUUUUUAAUGGGAGGAUUUCCCUAUGGGUUGAUCAAGAGCGUGAACCAAAAAGGCCGGAAGGGCCGAAUAAAGAGGCAAGAUGAUUUUGGUGAGGGUGAGAGCGAUGGUAACGGACUGAUUGAGGAGAAUUUGGGAUUGGGACUCAUUUUCGUAGGACUUAGCUGCAGGGAGGUUGGGCUUGGUAAGAGGGAGAAAGAGGAAUUGGAAAGAGUUGUCCAGUAUGUAUGUGAUCAAUUGAACAAUUGGAAAUGCAAUGAAGCAGCUGCUUCAUCUGCUCUAUGCAAAUUCUUAAGGGUUUUGUUUCUCAAGGCGAGUAAGAACUUGUAUAGAAAUGGAAUUAGUCUCGUAAAUAUUCUCCGAAGGACUAUUUCUGCAGCUUGUAGGCAGCCGAAACGUGAACUUCAGAGUCAAUUAUUUGCGAUUCUUGGGGAAAUUGUUCUUGAUCAUCGUUUGAACGAACUCCAGAGUGAAUCCUCCUUCAAAAAAUUCAUCAAAACUCUACCAGAUUUACUAUUGAAGGAAAAUAUCCAUGAGAAUACCAUACAAAUGUUGAAUCGAGCUGUUCUUCAACAUGGAACAUGGAUUUGUGGAGAAUUGGCCAAGAAGCAAAAUCAAAUCAUAGAAAAUGCAAAAACCAUUGAUAUUGUCGGAUCGAUCGAUGAUAACCAGUCUAGGCUGAUGAUUUGUAAUUUAUUGCACUUUCUGGAUGGACAAAUAUAUUUUUAGUCAAUUGAAAAUAUCAUCACUCCUUAAAACCUGUCUGGAGUAAAAAAAUCUUCACUUCAAUUCAGCUGCACACCCAGUGUAAUUCAAGGUCGUGCUCAUGUCCGAUCGAUUUUUUCACAGAUUGUCUGAGUUAUUCAAUAGCAAUAGAAAAAAGAGAGGG
Molecule: messenger RNA, 2381 nt
Organism: Fopius arisanus
Lineage: Eukaryota; Metazoa; Arthropoda; Insecta; Hymenoptera; Braconidae
Product: testis-expressed sequence 10 protein homolog
Exons: 4
Coding region: 383-2221 (612 amino acids)
Cellular component (GO): nucleus; MLL1 complex
Source: RefSeq, a predicted model, not a curated record